AUGGUUCAGACAUCCCAUCUGCUCUCGUUAAGCCUUGCCGUGGCCCUGUAUGCCACUGGCGUCCAAGGCGAUGGCAUCGGCCUCAUAGGCUGGGGCAAGACACUCUACGAUCCGACCUGUCCCUUCGCCUGUCGCAGCGUCAUUAGAAAACAACAGCUUUCUUGUACUCCUGUUGACUCGACUGAGAACCACGGCACAGCACAUAACCCUGUCACCACACCACCUGACUGCUUCGUCAAAGACCACGCCUUCCUUCUCACCAUGGCCCUCUGCAUCGACACAUAUUGCCCUCUAAGCGACAACCCACCGAUGAGCAAGCUGGAAGAUUACUGGGCCUCUCAUCUGGCAACAGGAACACUCGGGAACUAUAAAUAUGUCCCCGUCAUGUCGUAUCAAGAGGCACUUGCCGCCGCCCGGAAGGACGAGUCCCGCGCCGCUCAGAACGGCAACUCCUCGUCUUCUGGAGGAGAAGAGCACACUACUCAUCAGAGGCAGGCGAGGGCAAAAAGUCUCAAGAUCCGUCAACACAGUUCCGGCACGCACUCCGAGGUUCCUGAUGGCCUGGUCACUUACAACGUCUCCAGCCCCUUGCCCAAGGCAGCCGGCGGCUCGAAACCGCUCAACGUGACCAGCUUUGUCGGUCCCUCUGAGUGGCAGUUGCAAUGGAACUACCUACACGACUUCGAAGUAAACGAAGCGGGUCAUUCUACCGUGACCAUUGUCAUCACCAUUGUCGCCGUCUUUCUCCCGGUUGCACUUUCCCUGCUACGUUUCAUUCCCGGAUUCACAAAGAGCUAUGCUUGGGCAUUCUGGCAGUCCUUGCUGAUUCAUCCAGCUGUCUUCGGUCGUCGUCACCGAGAGCCCGCCGCUGGCAUUGGCAAUAUCCCAACGCGCGGGCAGGCCUUGUAUAUUUGCCUGAUCAGCAUCCUCAAUAUCCUCCUCUGGCUUGGCCCUUACACGAUACACCAGCCUCAAGCCAGCUUUACCUCCCUGAAGAUGCAGAGCAUCAGCAUCAUUGGGAACCGUGCUGGUGUGAUGGCUAUGGGAAACGCCGUGGCUCUCUUUCUUUUCGCCGCCCGCAACAGCGUUUUACUUCAUGUCACAGACUGGAGCUACAGCACUUACCUCCUCCUUCACCGUUGGUUGGGAUAUUGGACUAUUUUUCACACCAUCGUACACUCUUCCAUGCUACUGGCCAACUAUAUCUUGCAGGGAACCUACGAAGAUGAGCUACUUCGCAAGUACUGGAUCUGGGGGAUUGUUGGCACCGUCGCCGCAAGCGCGAUCCUUCCGUUCUCUCUGUUGUGGGUGCGACAGCGCUUCUACGAGUUCUUCCUCGCUUCUCACAUCGUUCUCUCUCUACUUUUCAUCAUUGGCUACUACUAUCACAUCUGGUACGUCUACGAGUACAACUGGGGUUACGAGAUUUGGAUUUUCAUCGCCGGCGGUAUCUGGGGCGCCGACCGUCUUUUUCGCCUUGUCCGUACCUUUUUGCAAGGUCUUCAAUGGGCUACUGUAACCAUGGUUGAUGACGCCGAUGGCGAAUACAUCCGUAUCCUAGUGGAGGGUAAGUCUUUCGACAGCGGCGUCUUCUAUCUUGGCUUCCCGACCCUCACUUGGAAAUUCUGGGAGACUCAUCCCUUCUCCGUCGCCCACUCCGGGUCAGGCAUCAUCAAUACCCGGCCCCAGGCUCAGUCUCUUGCAGUCUCAACUCCUAACCGGGAUGACAAAUUGACCUCAACGCCACUGGCUACGGAAACCGAUCCGGAAAAGGCUACCAGCGCCUCCCAGAAUUCAGAUGGCAGCGAUGCACCGGAAAACAUCAAUGCCACAGUCUUCUACUCCCGAACUCGCAGCGGCAUCACUAAAGCUCUAGCCACAAAGGCAUCGCCUUCUGUCCGGGUCCGCGUACUUCUGGAAGGUCCCUACCAUCACUCAGGUCACACAACUCCCCAGCUCGCCCACUGCAAAGAUAUGAUAUGCAUCGCUGGCGGCGUCGGAAUCACAGCUUGCCUACCUUUUGUUCGCCAUAGCUCAGUCUCUGGCAGGGUCAAACUAUUUUGGUCCAGCCGGCAGCAAGGUCUCGUCACAGCUCUCGCGCCUGUGCUCAAUGGCCUUCCCAGCAGUGUCCUUGUCGAGACUGUUGUGGGGGAGAGGCUGAAGUUGGAAACUAUACUCGCCAAGGAGAUGAUUCCAGCAUCCGGUGGUCCUCUGGCUAUCAUCGUCUGCGGACCACCGAGCAUGGCGGAUGAUGUGCGCAAGACGGUUGUUGAUUUGGCGAGGGCAGAUUCCAUCAGCAGGCCGUAUGUUCUGGUGGACGAGGCGUUUGCAUGGUGA
Messenger RNA from Colletotrichum karsti, 2337 nucleotides. Its product is annotated as ferric reductase transmembrane component 4. The record is from RefSeq and is a predicted model, not a curated record. The coding region runs from base 1 to 2337 and encodes 778 amino acids. Gene Ontology annotation, molecular function: ferric-chelate reductase activity. Lineage: Eukaryota; Fungi; Ascomycota; Sordariomycetes; Glomerellales; Glomerellaceae. Gene Ontology annotation, cellular component: plasma membrane. Gene Ontology annotation, biological process: iron ion transport; copper ion import; intracellular iron ion homeostasis. The transcript has a single exon.